Molecule: messenger RNA, 2000 nt
Organism: Trichophyton rubrum CBS 118892
Lineage: Eukaryota; Fungi; Ascomycota; Eurotiomycetes; Onygenales; Arthrodermataceae
Exons: 2
Coding region: 159-1595 (478 amino acids)
Biological process (GO): proteolysis
Cellular component (GO): membrane
Molecular function (GO): serine-type endopeptidase activity
Source: RefSeq, a predicted model, not a curated record
UCUUCUUCUUCUUCUUCUUCUGCUUGUUCUUGCGCGGCCUCUCUCUCUCCCUGUAGAUUCAUACUUUUGCCCCUGUUCAUCUCUCUCGUUCAGCUGUUCGGUGUCCUCUUCUCUCUGCAGCGUGCUCUGUUUACCUGCGUUCAUAGACGGCGGCAACCAUGGCUGCCAACGACUACUACAACAACAGCUACUCGCAGAAGCCUCAUCCGGCUCUGCCUCACGAUAACGACACUCACGAUGCCUCAUGGGGCCACCAGCAGCCCUCAUCUCCGACCCUGCCAGCGGGAGGAUACUCCCACAACUACGACAACGGCGGCAGAUACGGCCACUACCACUCCAAUUCAGACAAUGACCUGGGGGAGAGCCGGAUGGGCCAUAGCAACGACUACUACUCAGAAGACAUCCCCCUCAAGCCAAAUGCAGCUAACAACAAGCCUGACUGGGCGGACGAUACGAGAUACCAUCCUUCUCCUCACGACUUGCCAACCGAACCCUUGAACCUCAGUGAUCCCGUCAGACGGCCAUCUCGAAGGAGGAAGCACGGUUACUUUGCAAAGAAGAUCCCCUGGGUUACGCAUAUAACAUCUCUGGUGCAGAUCAUCAUAUUCAUAGUCGAAAUCGUGAGAAAUGCCCAGUUAACAGGAUCUCCCAUCAUGACAAAACCCUCCUUCAACCCCAUGAUCGGCCCAUCACCCUAUGUCCAGAUAAACCUAGGAGCUAGAUUCGUUCCUUGUAUGCGUAAUGUGGAUAAACUCCAAAACAACCCAAAUACUGUCUUCUUCCCAUGUCCAAACUCGACCACCACGGAUGCCAAAUGUAGGCUCUCCGAGCUCUGUGGAUUCGACGGAGUGCCUGAUCCAAAGCCAAACGGAAGCCUCGACGAUAAACCUGAACCAAACCAGUGGUUCCGUUUCAUUGUACCGAUGUUCCUACAUGCCGGUCUUGUGCAUAUUGGUUUCAACCUCUUUGCACAGCUGAGCAUCGGCGCCGAUAUGGAGAGGACUAUUGGCUGGUGGAGAUACGCGAUUGUCUAUUUCUCUAGUGGGAUAUUCGGUUUCGUUCUUGGUGGAAAUUUCGCAGCUCCCGCCAUUGCUUCUACGGGAGCAUCAGGCUGCCUCUUUGGCAUCUUCGCCCUCUGUGUUCUUGACCUCUUCUACACCUGGGGCAAGAAGCAGAGACCAUGGGUCGAUCUGACGUUCAUGGUAAUCACGGUAGCAAUCUCAUUUGUUCUGGGACUGCUCCCUGGCUUGGACAACUUCUCCCAUAUUGGCGGGUUCCUCACUGGGUUAGUACUAGGUAUCUGCAUCCUUCGAUCACCAGACACCUUGCGAGAACGCAUUGGAGUCAAGACUCCUUACGUCUCCAUGGGUGGUAACUUCGGAGUCGAUGAAGAUCAGAAGAAGUUUUUCAAGCAACCAGUCAGCUUUUUCCAGGGUCGCAAACCACUGUGGUGGGGAUGGUGGCUGCUCAGAGCUGGAGCCCUGAUUGGGAUAAUCGUCUCUUUUAUCGUCCUUCUCAACAACUUUUACAAGUACCGCACCACAUGCUCAUGGUGCAAGUACUUGUCAUGCCUGGUAUGUCUCCCGAUACCUUGACAGUUUCUUUCUCUGAUGGAGAUGCUAAUGAUACCUUUUUUUUUACUGGAUAGCCUAUUAGCAAUUGGUGCGAGAUUGGUGACUUUACCACAACGCCAAUCACAAAGAACACUCGAAAUAUUCCGUUUUAGACGCUAUUCACCCUUGAUGGCUGGCCUUUCUUAAUGCACUGCUUCCUCGUUUGGUUUGCUAUGAUGAAAUGCCCGACACUAUCGCCUUGAUGGCUCUAUACCCCUUCCUUGGUCACGACUCAUAAUUUACAGCUCGUUAAACUCACCUGUAUAGUUUCAACAUCCCUUGUAAAGUUGCACUGCGUUUCUCCUGGGCCGUGUACCCAAAAGGUCGGCAUCAGCAUAGAUGAUUCGGCGUUUUGGGACUACCUUUCAUUUUUUUUUUUUUUUCUUC